AUGGGCAAGAAACCGAAGGAGAAGCCGGCCAAGGCCAAGGCCAAGGCAGAGGCCGAUCCGGAUCCUGCGGCCCAACCCGAUCCCUGGAUCUGUGAGGAGUGUGGGCAGGAGAACCCGGCCGAAGAAACGAUCUGCGUGGCUUGUGGGGCACCAAAGCCUGCAGUGAUCGACCCGAGAUUCGAUGGUUAUGUGGUGGGCUUGGUCCAGACCUGCGAGCCAGUUCCCGGCAAGGACAAGCUAAAGAAGCUGGAAGUGGAUGUCGGGGAGUCAGCUCCGCUGAGAAUUGUUACGAACGCUUCGAACGUGAAGGACGGCUCGAGAGUCGUCGUGGCGAAAGUUGGCGCCAUCGUGAAUGACGAACCCCUGGCCAAAACGACAGUGGGAGGGUGCCCGUCGGAAGGCAUGCUGUGUGAUUCCACAAUGCUGGGCUGGUCGGGUGGCGGCGCGCGUGCAGCGGCACUGUUGCCG
Molecule: messenger RNA, 468 nt
Organism: Symbiodinium necroappetens
Lineage: Eukaryota; Dinophyceae; Suessiales; Symbiodiniaceae
Source: the annotation of a GenBank genome assembly